Elaeis guineensis (African oil palm) is the source of this 1625-nucleotide messenger RNA. Its product is annotated as PP2A regulatory subunit TAP46. NCBI's taxonomy places the organism in Eukaryota, Viridiplantae, Streptophyta, Magnoliopsida, Arecales, Arecaceae. Gene Ontology annotation, molecular function: protein phosphatase 2A binding. Gene Ontology annotation, cellular component: cytosol. Gene Ontology annotation, biological process: regulation of signal transduction; regulation of dephosphorylation. The record is from RefSeq and is a predicted model, not a curated record.
UUUGGGCUUUGUUACAUGGGCUGGGAUUUUUACAUGGGUUGGGCCAUCACAUUAUUGUUAUGGGCUUCUAUUUCCCUUCGUCCUUGUGUUUUUCGUCCCCAGUCCCGCACUCUCGUCGUCCCUAGGUCCGCGCCUUUGUCUCGCAUCAUUAUCGUUAUCGCUCGGCUCCAAAUCCUCUUCGAGAUUGAUUUCUAGGGUUUCCUUCGAUCGGAUUCACGUUCUUGGUUCGAUCCUAUGGGGGAAUGGAAGGUGGAAGAGAUGCCCCUCCCCGCGCUCUUCGACCAGGCAAGAAAGAUCCACUCCAUGGCAUCCGAAUCCUCCAUCAAUCAGGAGACAUUGAUGAAGGGAAUCGAGGCCCUGCGCCGCUGUGAUGAGAUGGUAAGCAAGCUGGGAUUGUUUUCCUCGAAUGAGACGAAGGACGAUGUCAGCACUGCUAAUCUGAAAUAUCUCUUGGUUCCAUUUUAUCUUGGAGAAUUGACAGAAAAAGUUGUACAAGAUGACAGGAUACAAGUUCUCAAGAUAUCACAGGACCAGUUGAAGGAGUUCAUUUCAAUUUGUGAGGCAUUAGAGCUUGUACCUAAUGAUGAGUUAGAGACAUUUGGGCAAGAAGGGGCAGAUACUUUUGCAGCUCGACGGGCAAAAAAGAUUGCUCGGUUCAAAUGGCAGAAAGCUGCAGAAGCAAAGCUGCAAGAAAUUAAAGAAAGAAAGGAGAGACGUGGACGGUCAUUGAGGGCAGCAGCUCUGUCCACACCUGUUGAAGCUGGGGAGGAGGAUGAACAAGAUGAUGAUGGAGAAGAAGAAAGAGAGGCAUGGCUAAUUACAAUCUCCUUAGCUCUUUGUAAGGCUUUUGAUCUUCUGGACAUGCUAAAAAAAGAGGAAGAGAUGCUUCUUGCUGUGAAAGAAAAACAAUCAAAGGAGGGGGACAAAGAAUUUAUUCGUGAGAUUCUUGACGAGCGUACAAAAAGAGUUGAAACUUGGCAUCGCAAUGCUGCAAGUCAAGCACCAUUUCUAAAACCUGCAGACCCCAUCACUUGUGCAACUUUUGCUCAGGAUGUUAUUGAAGGGAGAGCAAACAUUUCACAAGCACAUGAACACAAACACCAGCCUCUGAUAUUUGGACCCGCAAGUCUAGUGGGUGGGAGAUUAACAGGUGAGAGGGAAAGAAUGGCAGCACAAGUCUUCCAACUAGGGUACAGGUUUCCCACCAUGAGCAUAGAAGAAGCCGGCUUGCGUGAAAUGGAGAUGAUGAAGAAAUGGCAAGAAAGGAAUGCGAAGCUCAUGGAAGAAGCAAACUCUUCAUGGUACAGGGAUGGUACUAGGUCAGGCACCGAGGAGGAUGAGGAUGCUGCGGUCGAGAAAGCAAGAGCAUGGGAUGAUUGGAAAGAUGACCACCCUCGUGGAGCAGGCAAUAAGAAACUCACCCCAUGUGGGUAAAAGGUUGGUAGAUACACAUCCUUCGUAUCAUAAACUUCACCAUGAACCCAUAGUUGUGUAGAAUUUGAUCUAUGGAUACUUUUUUCCUCGUUUUAUUCCAUCAUGUCGAUAAAGAACAUUCAUUAUGCAUUACAUGUAUUACGCGGAGCAGCAGUAUAUGCCAUAUGUGAUCUGGUGAAAGACUUGGAUUC